Molecule: messenger RNA, 3013 nt
Organism: Mercenaria mercenaria
Lineage: Eukaryota; Metazoa; Mollusca; Bivalvia; Venerida; Veneridae
Product: probable palmitoyltransferase ZDHHC24
Exons: 2
Coding region: 123-980 (285 amino acids)
Biological process (GO): protein targeting to membrane; peptidyl-L-cysteine S-palmitoylation
Cellular component (GO): endoplasmic reticulum; Golgi apparatus
Molecular function (GO): protein-cysteine S-palmitoyltransferase activity
Source: RefSeq, a predicted model, not a curated record
UUUAUUCGGGUUACAAAUGGCUUGUAAAAGUCAAGCGCUUUUCGACGUAGAUUACAUGUCUACUUUCAUUUUGAGAAAUUAUUUUGAAAUAGGCAAACAGAGGCGUCAGCAUUACUGCGAUCAUGAGACACUGGAAAAGGCUUCUUCCUAAAAAUGCUACAGACACAUUUGCUUACAUUUUCACUUUGUUUGGGAUAAAUUCAAUCUUUUAUUUUGAACUUUUGUACGUGCUGCCGAAAAUCGUUUCUGAGGAGGAAAAUUACAGUUCAUUGAAGUGGUAUUUCCAUGUGACAUGUGGGUGUGUUAUAUAUUGUAAUGCAUUAAGCAGCUUCUGGAAGAUUAUAUCAACAGAGACGAGUGUGAGGGGACUGAUCUUACCAAGCAUUCUAAAGCCAGGCUGGAGAUUUUGUCCUAUUUGUGAAUGCAACGCACCUUCACGAUCGUACCACUGUUUUGCUUGCAAAACAUGCAUACUUCGCAGAGAUCAUCACUGUGUGUUUACUGGCAAUUGUAUUGGACAGAAGAACCAUCGCUACUACAUGCUGCUGUUGUUUUACAAUGCUUUAGCUGGUCUCUAUGCAAGCAUUAUGAACCUGAAUAUAGCCUGGACAAUUGUGGGAACACAGUGGUUUCCGCUGUCAGUGGUUAAACUCAUUUUUCCAUUGUUUGCUUGGAUUUUAGGAUAUACAACGUUUUCAAACAUGCUUCUGUCGGCCAUUUUGUUGCUAUGUAUGGCAGCCAUGUGCGCAAUGUCUGGUCUCCUGUUCUACCACAUGAAAAACCUUUAUUAUGGGCAGAUUACUCAUGAGAGCUCACAUAAAAUAUUCAAGUAUGAUUUAGGCUGGAGAGAGAAUGUCAGGGCUGUGAUGGGUGAAAACUGGAAAAUAGGUUGGCUGUCUCCAUGGUUACCAUCAGCUCUACCAGGAGAUGGUCUGGAAUUCCCAUUAGCUGGUGUGUAUGAAAGUCCAAAAGAUAUAUAGAGCAAAUAAUAUGUGUAAGAGAAGCCUAAAAGGAGAUACAUGUAACUUGUGCAUAACCAUGUCAUUUAGGCUUCUAUUACAGGCAUACAGCAUCAGUUGCCUUAGAUAAUGAAAGUAUAUGAGAAGAAAACUGUGAAACUUGCCAUUCCCUUGGAUGUUGUUAUAAAUGUAGAUUUGAAGGGAAUACCUCCAGAUUUGUGUUAAUUUACUCGAAAUCCAGAUAGAGGUUUUAUUUGUUUGUAAUUGUCAAUAUUAAAAUAUGUGACACUGAAUCAAUUUCAUGCAGAAUAUGUUUUUAUUUUUUUUAUAUUAAAUUUUGUAAAACGAAAAAAAACAAAAAAAAAACCCGCAAAUAAAUGUAGAAAAACUUCCAAGUGUGUUAAAGGGACUGGACUCCAGAAUUUGGCUAAAAAUGAUCUUUCUUUAAGAUUAAAGUUUGGUCAUAUUAUGAACAUUAGAAGAAGAAGAAGAGGAGGAAGAAGAAGAUUUUAUUUAAGACUUGAACUGAAACAUACAAUUAGCAAUAUAGCAAUAUAUAAGGUCAAACUAUACAGCAAAUAAAUAUAUCUGUACAUUCAAAUAAUAAACAUUCAAAACGAGAGUAACACUUCAUAAAUUACACAGUUUAAGCAUUAACAACUAUUUCGUAUUCUGUCAUUUAAGAAUUUUUUUUCUGAUUUUCACGGCACAAUGUAUAUAACAUGCGAGUUUAUUUAGCACUUUUGCGUUAGGUGAUGAAAAAUUAGAACAUCAGUUUUUGUUUCUAAACUAUCUUAAAAAAUGCAACCCCUUUAAGGGUCAUUUGGGCCUCUUGUUUGUGUUGGUGUUCAAUCUAAAGUUCAGUGCUUUUAAUCACAUAUGGCAAAAGCUUGGAAACUGUUUUCUGUUAGUCAUAUGGUAGGGGCUCGAUGUAAAAAAAGGAGAUGUGCUGUUUUAUGGUAAUCACAUGUUAAAAGCUUGAUGUAGAAUAGAAUAAAAUGAUAUAUGUUCUGUUACUGACAUGGUAUAAUAGUUUUAUGUAAAACAGAAGGAAAUGAAGUGUUUUUUGUUAAAAGUUGAUGUAAAAUAGAAGGAAAAAAGCUAUUUUUUGUUAGUCACAUUUUAGAAAUGUGAUGUAAAAUAGAAGGAAAUAACCCAUUUUCUGUUAGUCACAUGGUAAAAGCUUGAUACAAAAUAGAAAGAAAUUGCCUGGUUUCUGCUAGUCAAAUGCCCGUGAUGGUAAAAGCUUGAUAUAAAGUAGAGGGAAAUUAGUUGUCUAACAUACUGGUAAAAUAUCACCUUCAAAUAUUGAUUACAUUUUUGUCAAGUUGCUGUCUGUUUUAAGUUCACCAGGGUACAAAGUACUCAAGAUGAGCUAUGUCUUCUCGUGCGUCAUGGUGGUCAUCAUGAAUUUGACUGUUACACUCUGAGGUCACAGUUUUGGGCCAGUCUUAAUGAAACUUGGUUAGAAUGUUUCAAUAAAAUAUCACAUGAGUUUGUUACUGGGUCAAAAACUAGGCCACUAGGUCAGUUAUAGGAAGACUUUGUUAACACUCUAGAGACCACAUUUUCUAUCUCAUCUUUAUGAAACUUUGUCAGAAUGUUUGUCUCUAUAAAAUCUAGGUAAAAAACAAAACUAGGUUACCUGAGGUAAAAACAAUAGCUCAGUAGGUCAGGUCAUGGAAAACCCUUUCAAGACUCUAGAGGCUAUAUUUUCUGUUUGAUCUUAAAACUUUGUCAGAAUGUUUGUCUCUAAAAUCUAGGUCAAGUUUAAAACUGGGUUACCAGAGGUCACAAACUUGGUCAUUAGGUUAAUAUAUAUAAAAACCUUGUCUUUAGAUAUAUUAUAUAAAAUAUGUAUAUUGUUGUAUUUCUGGAGCCAUGCCUCUUUAAAAUUAGAUGCUGUAUGAGCCCAUCUGACAGUUAACAUUCCUCCCACUUUAUGAACUAUAGUAGUAUUAGUAUGGAAUAGUUGUUUGGAAACAUUAGAUUUUAUACCAGCUAAGAUUUUAUUAAUGUGUUUAAAUGUAUUAAUAAAUUUUGCAUGUUUUUAA